UGCCUAGUUUUCCUAAUUAGUGUCUUUUUAGAAUUUUAGACAGAAUUGAACAUAGCAAAGUAAUGUCCCGAACACUAAUAUGGGCUAUUCUCGACUCGGAGCAUACACAAAAAUGCAUGCACUAUGCGUCCGACAUCUGCGAGAUUAGACCUAUUUUACGGGACUGCAAUGAAAGUAAGCAAGACAGCUUUCUAAAAAUUAAGGAGCGAAAUGAAGGUCAGAUUCGAAUUCUUUUAGAUCUCUACGCUCACUUGAUUGUCUUUGCGAAGAACCAUUCUUUGACUGCCGACAAAAUUAGCACUCUGGUGGCAAUUGUUCACCAAUUGCACGAGCAAAGCAUGUCCGAGCGUCUUACACGCGCUGGGUCGUACGAUUUACUUCGAAAACUCAUGAUUCAGCAUAGUGUCGCUCGUCCGCCGUAUUCCACUGCAAUCUUUACUCUUGAAGACGUCCAAGCCAUCGACGAGUACCUUCUUUCUACUUACUAUCGACAUUAUAAGAUGUAUAUCUAUGCCUUCGUUCCAAAGCAAAUCAAGAGUAUACAAAUGAUGCACCUUGGAGCGACAACAGAGAUUCCGCCCACCUCCCUCCCGCCUCUCAUGGAGGCGCUUUCCGAGAGCUCGUGGAAGAAUAAAGUUGAGGAGGCCGAGCGGGAACGGGAAAAUGAAAUGUUAAAGCAAGAGGAUGACCGGUCAGCUGCCAUGAACGCGUUUUUAGAGCAAGAGUCUUCCCUGAAUGAUCCAGUAUAUAAAGCCGGCAUUAGGGAGCAGCUGCAGGCCAUUCGCGAAGCCGUGUGUCAACGCUCUUUAGGUUGUUUAGACGCUUUGGAGCAGAAAAUUUCUGUUCUAGAAUCCAAAUUAAACACUAAUGUGCGAGGAAGCACCCCAGUCUCUAGGGAUCGAAAGAGGAAAUAGCUUGAUGCUAGUCUCUACGUAAAAGCAUGCGUGCGGAUUUUCCAUGUCGCUUCUUUUUCCGUCUUAUGUUUGCGAGGAGCGGGCAAUAGUUAUGUAAACUAACUUUUGUUGUUGUAUUGAAUCAUUAGGAAGCAUUAUACUCCUUCCCACUCACAAUUGCAUAGACGCUUGU
Molecule: messenger RNA, 1086 nt
Organism: Phytomonas sp. EM1
Lineage: Eukaryota; Euglenozoa; Kinetoplastea; Trypanosomatida; Trypanosomatidae
Source: the annotation of a GenBank genome assembly